Messenger RNA from Hibiscus syriacus, 1951 nucleotides. RefSeq names its product TBC1 domain family member 13-like. Gene Ontology annotation, molecular function: GTPase activator activity. The record is from RefSeq and is a predicted model, not a curated record. Gene Ontology annotation, biological process: activation of GTPase activity; intracellular protein transport. NCBI's taxonomy places the organism in Eukaryota, Viridiplantae, Streptophyta, Magnoliopsida, Malvales, Malvaceae. The transcript has 9 exons. Bases 39 to 1529 code for a protein of 496 amino acids.
CCCUGACUCGGUCCCAACUUUCCCACCACGGUGCCACCAUGCUCAAAGGCAAAAAGCUCAACCUUCCCGAUCGACUCGGCAGUUUACUCGCCGGUUUCGAGGACAAGGAUGGUGAUAGCGGAGGAUCCGGUUCGGCUUUAGAUUUGGGUGAAGAGCUUGAGAUUAUUCAGCCAAACAGAUUCAGGUCCGGUCGUGAAAGUGAAAGUGAUGAUGAAGAUGGUGAAGUUCAAGAAGAGGCAAUGGUGAAGAGGAAGUUGGAAGUGGAUGAAGAAUUGGAACAUCACGGGCGUCAGCCGAGACACCAAAAAGACGGGUCGGAUCAUAUUUCGGUUGUGAAAACUAUUGAAGAUGAUGAGAAAAGGUCCGAUAUUGAGUAUGAGAUUUCUCAAAAGAUGAUAAAUGUGGGAAAACUGCAAAGAAUCGUUGGCACCGGGCUUCCUGAUGGUGGAAAUUUGCGUCCAACGGUUUGGAAGCUGCUCCUGGGUUACUUGCCUCCAUCUCGGGACUUGUGGGAAAAGGAGCUCAUUGAGAAUCGACAAAAAUAUGCUAAGCUGAAAGAAGAGCUUCUUCUAACUCCUUCAGAACUUGCAAGAAUUAAAGAAGAAGCACUUCACUCUAAUGAGCAUAACAAUGCUGAUAGUGGUACUGAUGGACCACUUAUACGGCACGAGAUUUCUCACGAAGAUCACCCUUUGAGCCUUGGUAAGGCUAGUGUUUGGCAUCAAUACUUCGAGCAUAUAGAUAUUGCAGAACAGAUUGACCGUGAUCUGCAACGCACACAUCCUGAAAUGAAAUUCUUCUCAGGAGAGUCAUCAUUCAGCAGGAGACACAGGGUAUGCCUUUUUGCUUCCUACAUCCAUGGUGUAUUUACUUGUCACCACAAUAUUUUCAAUCUAUUAGCAGACCAAAUUUCAAUAUAUAGGGAAUCAAUGAGGAAUAUUCUCCUCCUAUUUUCAAAACUCAAUCCAGCCAUUCGUUAUGUCCAAGGAAUGAAUGAGGUCUUGGCACCAAUAUACUAUGUAUUUAGCACAGAUACAGAUGUGCAGAAUGCAUCUAAUGCAGAAGCAGACAGCUUUGCUUGUUUUGUCCUACUCUUGAGUGACUCAGUAGAUCACUUCUGUGAACAAUUAGAUAACAGUUCUGUGGGCAUCCUUUUUACUCUUUCCCGCUUGGCAGAGCUACUGAAAGCCAAUGAUGAGGAACUGUGGCGUCAUCUUGAAUUCACAACUAAGGUUAAGCCUCAGUACUAUGCAUUCCGGUGGAUAACAUUGCUACUUACUCAAGAAUUCAAUCUCCAAUCAAUCCUAAGAAUCUGGGAUUCUCUUCUGAGUAAUCCUUUUGGUGUCCAGGAAAUGCUUCUACGAGUAUGCUGUGCCAUGCUGCUGUGUGCGAAAAGCAGGCUUUUGAGUGGUGAUUUUGCAGCAAACUUAAGGCUAUUACAACACUACCCCGAUAUUGAUAUAGAACACCUUCUAAAAGUAGCACAGGAUAUUAGUCCCGACACCUCUUCGUUUUGUCUGACUUUGUAAAUUCAUACCUUAUCCACUCUUGCAUACAAAGCUUAUCUUUUGACAUUCUUUGCAAUACUGAAAUGGUAUUGAUCACCAAUCCUACUGUUUAUUCUUAAAACCAUAUUUUUUUUCUUUCAUUAUUGUUAGAUUUGUAAUUAUCUUAGAAACAACCGAGUAUUUUAUAAAGAGUUGACCGGCUUUUACUUUCCCCACUAGAGAACAGAUUAGUCUUCCUUGUGCAGUAAGCCACACCCUGAAACUUGGAAGAGGUUGUUAAGGGCUUUAUUGAGACAAAAUACAGAACCCUUAUGGUCACCGGGAAGGAAAAUAAGUUCAUCGAUUCGAAUACCAAAUGGUUAAUCUUUCAGUUUAUGUGUAAAGAUCAAACUAUUUAUGUAUAGCAGCAUGUUGCAAUCCUAUAGAUGGUUGUGGUUCAAUUA